This is a messenger RNA of Anopheles nili, 2563 nucleotides long. RefSeq names its product semaphorin-1A (gene Sema1a). NCBI's taxonomy places the organism in Eukaryota, Metazoa, Arthropoda, Insecta, Diptera, Culicidae. The record is from RefSeq and is a predicted model, not a curated record. Gene Ontology annotation, biological process: axon guidance; semaphorin-plexin signaling pathway; positive regulation of cell migration. Gene Ontology annotation, molecular function: chemorepellent activity; semaphorin receptor binding. The transcript has 18 exons. Bases 16 to 2376 code for a protein of 786 amino acids.
UACGAUCUGUCAGAAAUGACGCGUCUCACGUGGUACUCUUCGGACGACGACAUCAAGAUGUGCAUCGUGAAGGGCAAAGACGAGGACCACUGCCAAAACUACAUCCGAGUGCUGGCGAUACCCUCCCAGGGUUCGUUGUUGAGCUGCGGGACAAAUUCGUUCCGGCCCCUCUGCCGGACGUACAAUAUCAACGGUAACAACUACACGAUGGAGGCGGAAAAGGCCGGUCAGGCGCUGUGCCCGUACGAUCCCACCCACAACUCGACGGCCGUGUUCGUAGAUAGCGAACUGUACUCGGGCACGGUGGCCGAUUUCAGUGGGCUCGAUCCCAUCAUCUACCGCGAGCAUCUACAAACGGAGCAGUACGACAGCCUGAGCUUGAACGCACCCAACUUCGUCGGAUCCUUCACGCAGGGCGACUUCGUGUACUUCUUCUUCCGCGAGACGGCCGUCGAAUUCAUCAACUGCGGCAAGGCAAUCUUCAGCCGAGUGGCGCGGGUGUGCAAGUGGGACCAGGGUGGCCCGAAUCGGUUAAAGAAUCGCUGGACGUCCUACUUGAAAUCGCGCCUCAACUGCUCCAUGCCGGGUGAUUUCCCGUUCUACUUCGACGAAAUACAAUCAACCAGCAACCUCGUUGAGGGUCGGUACGGGCACGCCAACUCCAAGCUCAUCUAUGGCGUUUUUUCUACAGCCCCGAACGCAAUUGCCGGAUCAGCGAUAUGCGCGUUUUCACUGCAGGAUAUCUCGGACACGUUCGAAGGCAACUUCAAGGAACAGAGUGGAUUGAACUCGAACUGGCUGCCGGUAAACCCGCUGAACGUGCCCGAUCCACGGCCCGGCUCAUGCCACAACGACUCCCGGACGCUGCCCGAUCUGACGCUCAACUUCAAAAAGACCCACUCGCUGAUGGACGAAACCGUGCCCGCAUUUUUCGGCUCCCCCAUCCUGACGCGCGUCAGCACACUGUACCGGUUCACCGCCAUCGCUGUCGAUCCGCAAAUUAAAACCCCCGGUGGCAAAACCUACGAUGUCGUGUUCGUCGGUACAGAUCACGGCAAAAUCCUCAAAACGGUUAACGCGGAAUCGGCCGACUCGAACAAGAAGGUUACGUCCGUGGUCAUCGAGGAAAUCGAUGCGCUGCAAACGAACGAACCGAUUCGGACGCUGGAAAUCGUCCGCACGACGCAGUACGACACACCCAAGGACGGCAGUUAUGAUGAUGGAAAAUUAAUUAUAGUCACCGAUACGACCGUGCUGGCGAUCAAGUUGCACCGCUGCAGCAGCGAGAAGAUAACAAGCUGCAGCGAGUGUGUGGCGUUGCAGGAUCCGUACUGCGCGUGGGACAAGAUUGUCGGCAAGUGCCGUUCGCACGGUGCCCCACGGUGGUCGGAGGAGAACGUGUUCUACCAGAGCGUGGCAUCCGGUGACCACGCGGCUUGCCCAUCCGGCAAGAUGGCGAAGGAUGCGAACGUCGUCGAGCGGCAAGGAUACCGAGGUACCUUCCCGUUGCUUUCAGAUUUUGACUACGAUCCGCAACGACCGUCCCGCGAUCAACCGGCCGAUAAGAUACAGUUCAACUCGGAGAACUACAACGACAAGGGACCGCAGAUAACGCCCGACCUGAUCAACGCCCAGUACACGGUGGAGACGCUCGCGAUGGCCGUACUGGCCGGUGUCGUGUUCGCCCUGCUGGUCGGCUUCAUUAUUGGCUACUUCUGCGGCCGCCGGUGCCACAAGGAGGAGGACGACAACCUGCCCUACCCGGACACCGAGUACGAGUACUUCGAGCAGCGCCAGAAUGUUAAUCGGUUCCAUGCUAACGGCCUUGCUUUGCUUUGCGCUUUCAGAAUACAAGCCGAACCGAAGCUGCUGCCGCAGGUCGAAGAAGUAACCUACGCCGAACCUGUACUCUUACCUCAACCGUCUAGUCAGAAUAAGAUGCAGCAUUCGCCAAAAAAUACGUUAAGAAAACCGAUGGGCCAUCAUCAUGGCGUCAACUCGGAAACGUUGUUCCAGUUCCAGCCGGAUAGCUACAACAACGCCCGCGACAACUAUCGAGGCCGGGACAACUUCGGCACGUUAAGGUCGCACCAGGUACGUUUGGGUGAUAAUUAUCGUCGCGGUGACGGAUUUUCAACGACAAGAAGUGUCAAAAAAGUCCUUAAUUCAAACACUCGUAACAGAAGUCUCGGCCGUAUGAAAAGGCAGCCGCCCCGACAUGGCAUGGUAACACAACAUCGUUCCGACAGUCCACACCAUUCCAGCUCCGGAUCUUCCCCUGUCAUGUCCAACAGUAGCUCCAGUCCUGCGCCACCAUCCAGCAGUCCAAGUCCACAGGAAAGCCCCAAGAACUGCAGUUACAUCUACCGGGAUUGAUUAAGACACGUGCCCCAGCAGCAGCAGCAGCAACAGCAACAUCUACAUCUUGCACCGACGACGAGCAAAUCCCAUCCGGCACUCGUCGUGCUUGACAGCGGCGCCGCAGCUGGUGGCGAUGGUGGUGUAUUUCACCCUUCUGGUAACGGCAGUAUAAACCACGGCCGUACCGUUCCUCACGGCGUUA